GCUGUGUGUGUGGAUUUAGAACAUAAGGUUCUGCCAAGGUGAAUGUUGAAAACUAUCUUUGAAUGUAUUUGAAAAAAAUAAAAAUCUAUUAUUAAAAAAUAGUCGCUUUUUGACUAAAAGGAAGGAAAAGGAGCAGGACUACAUAAAUCCUAAAGAUCCUUCCAGCUUAAAUUUUCAAGUUUAUUAUGCUUUUGAACUCCCUUUUCCUUCUUAAACUUUCUCUCUCUUAGAAUACCGUGACAUCAUCAUCCCUCGUGCCUCGCUUCCUCUAUUUAUAGGGUUGCCUCUAAGACCCAGUGGAAUAAUUCUUCGGAGAACCUUCCCCUAAACACCCGGAACCUGCGCAAAGCCACACACUCCGCGCAUGCGCGGGCAGCUCUGGUUCCCGAAGCUGUUCCCGACUUCCUAAGCGCUGAGGUGGCGGUUGCCGGGGGCAGGGUCGCCGAGAUGACUGAGAGCGGCAGCACAGGGGAGAUGUCCGCUUUGCCGGUAUCCGGGCCUCCCGGCAGCCUCGGCAAUGGGGCCGGUGGGGCUUCGGCGCAGAGUAAUAACCCGCUGUCUCGGAAGCUGCAUAAGAUCCUGGAGACGAGGCUGGAUAAUGACAAGGAGAUGCUUGAAGCUCUCAAGGCACUGUCAACUUUCUUUGUGGAAAAUAGCUUGCGUACUAGAAGAAAUUUACGUGGAGAUAUUGAACGCAGAAGUUUAGCCAUCAAUGAAGAAUUUGUGAGCAUAUUCAAGGAAGUAAAGGAGGAACUUGAAAGCAUAAAUGAAGAUGUACAAGCAAUGAACAACUGUUGUCAAGACAUGACAAGUCGCCUGAAGGCUGCAAAGGAGCAAACUCAAGAUUUGAUAAUAAAAACUACUAAACUUCAAGCAGAAAGUCAAACAUUAGAAAUAAGAGCUCAAGUUGCAGAUGCUUUCCUAUCUAAAUUCCAGUUGACUUCAGAUGAAAUGAGUCUUCUUCGAGGCACAAGAGAAGGACCUAUUACUGAGGAUUUUUUCAAGGCAUUAGGAAGAGUAAAACAAAUUCAUAAUGACGUCAAAGUCCUUUUGCGAACAAACCAACAAACCGCAGGUUUAGAAAUUAUGGAACAGAUGGCCUUGCUUCAAGAAACUUCCUAUGAACGACUUUACAGAUGGGCUCAAAGUGAAUGCAGGACUUUGACACAAGAAUCAUGUGACAUAGCUCCAGUACUUACCCAAGCAAUGGAAGCCCUGCAGGACAGACCUGUAUUGUAUAAGUAUACCUUAGAUGAAUUUGGGACAGCUCGAAGAAGUACAGUUGUUCGUGGAUUUAUUGAUGCUCUUACAAGAGGUGGUCCAGGAGGAACCCCUCGACCUAUUGAAAUGCACUCUCAUGAUCCUUUGAGGUAUGUGGGAGACAUGUUGGCUUGGCUCCAUCAAGCUACUGCUUCUGAAAAAGAACACCUUGAGGCAUUAUUAAAAAUGGUAACCAUACAAGGUGUAGAAGAAAACAUUCAAGAAAUAGUUGGACAUAUCACUGAAGGAGUCUGCAGACCGCUAAAGGUCCGAAUUGAACAAGUAAUAGUUGCUGAGCCUGGGGCAGUUUUAUUAUAUAAAAUUUCUAAUCUUCUUAAAUUCUAUCACCAUACAAUUAGUGGUAUUGUAGGAAAUAGUGCAACCACAUUAUUGACCACCAUUGAAGAAAUGCAUUUGCUAAGCAAAAAAAUAUUCUUCAAUAGCUUGAGUCUUCAUGCAAGUAAACUAAUGGAUAAGGUUGAACUCCCACCACCUGAUCUUGGACCAAGCUCUGCACUAAGCCAGACACUUGCAUUAUUACGUGAAGUUUUGGCAUCUCAUGACUCUUCAGUUGUGCCAUUAGAUGCUCGUCAAGCAGAUUUUGUUCAGGUUUUAUCAUGUGUUUUAGAUCCUUUGCUCCAGAUGUGUACUGUAUCAGCAAGUAAUUUAGGCACAGCUGACAUGGCCACUUUUAUGGUCAACUCCUUGUAUAUGAUGAAGACAACAUUAGCACUUUUUGAGUUUACUGAUAAACGUCUAGAAAUGCUGCAAUUUCAGAUUGAAGCACAUUUGGAUACAUUGAUAAAUGAGCAGGCAUCUUAUGUAUUAACCAGAGCAGGUCUGAGUUAUAUCUAUAAUACUGUACAGCAACAUAAACCAGAGCAGGGUCCCUUAGCUAACUUGCCAAGCUUGGAUUCAGUCUCACUGAAAGCAGCAAUGGUUCAAUUUGAUCGCUAUCUCUCUGCCCCAGAUAACUUAUUAAUGCCACAGCUGAAUUUCCUUCUAAGUGCCACAGUAAAAGAGCAAAUCAUAAAACAGUCUACAGAAUUAGUUUGCAGAGCCUAUAGUGAGCUAUAUACAGCUGUGAUGAAUCCAGCCAAUGAAUACAAAGAUCCAGAGACUAUUCUGCAUCGAUCUCCUCAGCAAGUACAGACUCUUCUCUCCUGACUGGAUUGUUUGAAUAAUUUGGCAACAUUUUUUAUUAGGCUAAUAUUAAAGGUUUCUUUGUUGUCA
This is a messenger RNA of Antechinus flavipes (yellow-footed antechinus), 2493 nucleotides long. It is a transcript of the gene COG6, whose product is annotated as component of oligomeric golgi complex 6. Gene Ontology annotation, cellular component: COG complex. Gene Ontology annotation, biological process: intra-Golgi vesicle-mediated transport. Bases 448 to 2427 code for a protein of 659 amino acids. The record is from RefSeq and is a predicted model, not a curated record. NCBI's taxonomy places the organism in Eukaryota, Metazoa, Chordata, Mammalia, Dasyuromorphia, Dasyuridae. The transcript is spliced from 19 exons.